GGGACAGGGUAGAUUAUUGAGUAUAACUGCCAGUGUGACUGACUAUAUCAUUGAUCCGCUUCGCAUUGCCGGACUCGGAGUCGUUGUCUGGUCGAGGAGGAGAUGUCCGUCGGUCGUGUUUCGUUGACGGGUUGACUGACGGUUGUCCGAGGUUGAUAACGCUCCUCUCCAGGAGAUGGGGGACGGGCGAUGUCAGAUGCUAAAACGUAGCAUAUUGUCAUGAACCCUUCAUAUACACUACUAGUACGGUACAUAGAGUCCUCCGGCUUUAUCUUUCAAGGAAAGCGAGUCAAUGACUACUAGUAGCAUCUGGCUUGUGAUUACUCUUUAUUGAACAACCUGAACCCCAAUCGGCAACGUCCAUCCAUCUCAGACUCGAUAAGAACCUCGUUCUCGACUCUUGAUUCAAAGUCGACCUGUAAACAUUGUGUCAGUCAUAGGUCUUUUUCUGAAACUCGUCCAAAGAGGAACUUCUCUCCUGCCUAUAACGGGUCUGAGACGUAACACGGUCAGCAUAUCAGAUCAUCUCGGGAAACCACAGUGUUCUCGGUCUUUUCGAGCACAGCAUUUCAUCCUAUCAAGAAAACAGGACCAGGACCACUGCACCCAGGCCAGUCACAUCAAGAUGCCGCAACUGUCAAAGGAGCUGAUCGAAUCGAUCACCAAGUCCGUCUCGGACAACUUCGACGCGCAAAUCGCAUACACACAGUCCCUGAUCCGGUUUGGCGGACAACGCGGCGAGGAAGGCCCCGUGCAGGACUUUGUGUUCCAACAGUUCGCCGACCGAGGCUACUCGCCCGUCAAGUUCGACAUGGACGAAACCCUGCUAGCGAGUCACGUUGGCGGGGGCAAGUUCAGUCCAACCCACUCCAAGGCGCCCAUUGUCGUGGGUGUGCAUAAGUCGCAACAACAGUGCAGUCACGGCAAGAGUCUGAUCUUGAACGCCCACAUCGAUAUCGUGCCCACUGGGCCCGUGGACUUGUGGACCCACCACCCGUAUAGCGCACAUAUCGAGGGUGACAGGCUUUAUGGCCGAGGCGGUGCGGAUAUGCGGGCGGGCAGCGCGGCCAAUCUGUACGCCCUAGAUGCUUUGCGUCGGCUCGGUCUGCAGCCUGCUUCGGAGGUUAUUCUAGAGUCUGUGGUCGAGGAGGAAUCCACUGGCAAUGGGACCUUGAUGACCCACUUGAAGGGCUAUAAGGCCGAUGCUGUGCUGAUUCCGGAACCGGAAGAAGAAAUGCUCGUGAGGGCUAAUGUCGGGGUCUUGUGGUUCUCGGUCGAGGUGCGCGGGACUCCGGUGCAUGUGAGGGAGAUGGGGGCAGGAAUGAAUGCACUCGACGCAUGCUGGAGGGUGGUCGGGGCGUUGAGGGAAUUGGAACAAGAAUGGAAUCAGAGGAAGGUCGGGUUGGAGCAUUUUGAGAACGAGGAGCAUCCCCUGAAUUUGAACGUCGCCAUGAUCAACGGAGGAGACUGGCAGUCUUCCGUUCCGGCAUGGUGUCGGGUUGAUUGCCGGAUUUCCAUUUUCCCAGGGGUCAGUGCAAAGUCUGCGGCGGAGGAGAUUGAGAAGAAAGUGGCCGAGUUCGCACAGACAGAUUCAUUCUUGAGCAAGACUCCUCCCAAAGUCAUCUGGAAUGGUUUCUUCGCCGAGGGAUAUGUGCUUCAGCCAGGAAGCGAGGCCGAGAACACGCUUCGGAGGGCUCAUCAGCAUGCAACAGGCGAAGACCUGAAGACCUUCAUGACGGCGGGCUAUUUGGACACACGGGUUCAUGCCCUGUACGACAAGAUCCCGGCGUUGUGCUAUGGCCCAAUCAGUUCACACAUUCACGGCUUUGAUGAAUGGGUCAGUAUCAAGAGCUUGAAGAGGAUCACAACUGCCAUUGCACUGUUCAUUGCAGAAUGGUGUGGUGUGGAAGAGAUAAACACAAAGUGAUGCUAAAAGCUUGUUCUGAUCUAGGCAGAUGUAGAUGGUUGAGGAUACUCCACUGGCAGAUCAAUAUCAAUGACAAUCGGCUUGUGAAACUGUUUGCCGCCUGGAUGUGGAUAAUUCGAAGCCAUAAAAGCAGCAUUCACGAUGCAAGUUUCCGCUCUCCCU
Exophiala dermatitidis NIH/UT8656 is the source of this 2089-nucleotide messenger RNA. Its product is annotated as acetylornithine deacetylase. The record is from RefSeq and is a predicted model, not a curated record. Bases 626 to 1927 code for a protein of 433 amino acids. The transcript is spliced from 2 exons. NCBI's taxonomy places the organism in Eukaryota, Fungi, Ascomycota, Eurotiomycetes, Chaetothyriales, Herpotrichiellaceae. Gene Ontology annotation, molecular function: hydrolase activity.